AUGGCGGGCGGGUGGCAGUGGGUGGCGGCCCGACAGAGAUGUGAGUGUGCGCUAGAAUUGUAUAUGGCGAGGGCAGGGGAAGUGUACCAUGCUCAGGAUGAUCACCUCCACUUAAGUGUCAAAAUGGUGGAUCAGCAGCAAUUUUGUCUGCGGUGGAAUAACCAUGGGUCAACUCUGGUCGCUGUUUUUGAUAACCUAUUGGCCAGCGAGUCUCUGGUGGACGUCACACUCUUCGCAGAGGGCCAGCUGCUCAAAGCACACAAAGUUGUUUUAUCAGCGUGUUCGCCAUAUUUCCAGGACCUAGUAAUACAGCUGCACAAUAAACGCAAUAACAUUUAG
This is a messenger RNA of Cherax quadricarinatus, 339 nucleotides long. NCBI's taxonomy places the organism in Eukaryota, Metazoa, Arthropoda, Malacostraca, Decapoda, Parastacidae. The record is from RefSeq and is a predicted model, not a curated record.